Molecule: messenger RNA, 1394 nt
Organism: Trichosurus vulpecula (common brushtail)
Lineage: Eukaryota; Metazoa; Chordata; Mammalia; Diprotodontia; Phalangeridae
Gene: CACNG3
Product: calcium voltage-gated channel auxiliary subunit gamma 3
Exons: 5
Coding region: 1-795 (264 amino acids)
Biological process (GO): postsynaptic neurotransmitter receptor diffusion trapping; calcium ion transport; neurotransmitter receptor internalization
Cellular component (GO): AMPA glutamate receptor complex; postsynaptic density membrane
Molecular function (GO): voltage-gated calcium channel activity; channel regulator activity
Source: RefSeq, a predicted model, not a curated record
AUGGAACAGUUUUCUGCAGCUGUGGAUGCUCCAGACCCACCUCCUUCAAUUGACGCAGGUGCCUUCCGAGGGGUAUGUAAGAAAAUUGACCAUUUCCCUGAAGAUGCAGACUAUGAACAAGAUACAGCAGAGUACCUGCUGAGGGCUGUGAGAGCGUCCAGUGUCUUUCCUAUUCUCAGUGUGGGACUGCUGUUCUUUGGGGGACUCUGCGUGGCAGCAAGCGAGUUCUACAAAAGCAGGCACAACGUCAUUCUCAGUGCGGGGAUCUUUUUUGUAUCUGCAGGAUUAAGUAACAUCAUCGGGAUUAUAGUUUAUAUCUCAGCAAAUGCUGGAGACCCUGGCCAAAGUGACUCCAAAAAAAGUUACUCCUACGGCUGGUCCUUUUAUUUUGGAGCCUUAUCUUUCAUCAUUGCGGAGAUCGUGGGUGUCAUCGCCGUGCACAUAUACAUUGAGAAGCACAGGCAGAUCCGUGCCAAGUCACAUUCUGAGCUGCUGAAGAAAUCCACCUUUGCCCGCCUCCCACCCUACAGGUACAGGUUCCGGAGGCGAUCCAGCUCCCGGUCCACAGAACCCUGCUCCCGAGACCUGUCCCCUAUCAGCAAAGGCUUCCAUACCAUCCCUUCCACUGACAUCUCCAUGUUCACCCUCUCCCGGGACCCCUCCAAGGUCACAAUGGGGACCCUCCUCAACUCCGAUCGAGACCAUACAUUUUUACAGCUCCACAACUCCAUUCCCAAAGAGUUCAAGGAGUCACUGCACAAUAACCCUGCCAACAGGCGCACCACACCUGUCUGAGUGGACCUUGGCCCUCUGCCCUCUGCCCAGUUUUUCCCAUGCCCAGUGCAGCCUUUGGGGGAAGUGUACAGAGGUGUCUGUCAGAUUGCAUGGCAUAGUCCCCGUGAUGGUAUUACCAGUGAAACCCUUGUUUAUAAAGAAUAAAACCAAAUGGGCCUCAGCCCUCCCCUCCAGUCUUUAUUCCUCUGCCCUCCUUUCUGAGACAGUUUCCCUUUCUGAGGUCUGAGCCUGAAAGCCAGCCCUACAUGACCAAUCAUUUUCUGGGUCUCUCAGUGCCAGAUGUUUCCUCCUCUUUCUUCAUUGGCUAGAAAGAUCUUGGCCUUCUUUCCUCCUUCAUCAGAAAGGAUCUGGAGGAGUUCCAAAUGGAUUGUGGGAGGGCUCCACCAAUCAUGUGAAUAGGUGUAUAUCCCUAUCAUCCAUCCACACUGAGCCUCUGCAGAUCCAGUGACUCGGAAGUUCCACCCCAGGGGGAAUCAUUAACCUGAUAGUUACAUGUUACGAGAAAAUUGCCUAGAAAUCAAGAACGUCCAAGCACUGACACGGCUAAUGUCAUGAGCGCUUGUGUUAUUAAAAAUGUUGCCUUGUUGUAACCGAUUGAA